GGAGGGACUGAGAGUGUCUAUUGCUCUUUCAGAACUAUAAUCAGUUUGCUCUUUGCAGUCAACAAAAGAUCUUCAUUUGUCUUCAUUUCAUCUUCAUUUCGACUUGUAGAACUUUUUUUUAUUUCGAAAUAAAACUUUUUCUUCCUCAAUUUUAUUCACUUCUCAUUCGUAUCUACAUACUAAACAUUAAAUCUCAUCUUCUCAUCAUCAAGCAAACAUAAACUUCUCUCUCUCUCAAUUCUUCAAUCAAAUGUAUCCUAAUCUUCAUCUUUAAUUGAGACAUAAUUUAUUUCAUUUGUGAUUUCCCUCGAUCAUCAAUCUCGACAAUAAUCACCAUCGAUCACCAAUUGAGUUUCGUUUCUAUUCCGAAGUCGAAUUGAAGAAGAAGAAAAAAAGUGUUCUAAUUGUUUCUUGAAAUUGUUCUUUUCUCUCUCUCUCUCAUUGAUUAAUUGUGACUUUUUCAAAUGCAUUCGGGUGUUUAUCGACGUAGUUUAUCACCGACAUCAAGUGGAUCUGAUGUUGAAUCAGAUUCUUCUCAGCAUUCAGGGCCUAAUGAUCUCACCACAUCAAAUCGUUCAAAACAAGGGAUAGUGGGAGUUGUAGGAGGAGGAGGAGGUAAUAAUAAUAAUAUUGGUUCUAAUAGUGGUGGUGGUAAUGGUUCAGGUAAUGGUGGUGGUUCUAAUAAUGGUUCAAAUAAUAACCUCGGUUCAUCAACAUUUCCAACUUAUUCAUCAUUUUAUUCACCUACUCAUCAAUCAGCUGGUUCAUUGGGUCAAGGAUCACAUGGAUCAAGUGGAUCUCAUCAUGGAUCAGCUUGUUCACCUUUCAUAGCAACAAAUGAAUGUCGGAUUAUUGAAUAUCGAGGUGCCCGUUUAGCAGCAUUUCUCUCAGCUAAUCGGACACCCUGUGAGUAUUUACUCUGUUUACCUCAAGCAUUUGAACUGUUUCUCAAACAUCUCGUCGGUGGAUUACACACUGUAUACACUAAAUUAAAGAGAUUGGAUAUUGUUCCAAUUGUGUGUAAUGUUGAACAAGUUCGUAUCCUUCGAGGACUUGGUGCUAUUCAACCGGGUGUCAAUCGAUGUAAACUUUUAUCAACCAAAGAUUUUGAUGUACUUUUCAAAGAUUGUACAACUGCAAGUCGACCAGGUCGUCCACCCAAACGAAGUCCAGAAAGUGGAAUGGUCAGUCCGAUUCCAACGGCCAUACCAGCGACCACUCCCCACAGUCAACAAGGUAAUUCAGUGCCCUACCUGGGAUUCCCACCGACGGGUAAGAAGCCAAGAUACGCUGAUGAUGCAGACUACGGAGCUGAAUCUUUAGAGAUUAAACAAAUACCGGCUAAUAAUUCAAACGGGAAUAAAUCAUCGGCUUCAGCAGCCGCAGCGAUGUUGGCAGCUAAUGGUUAUUCUAGCUUUCCUUUCCUCCAGCAUUUCGGUGCUUCAUCAGCAUCAACACCCACCAGUCAACAACAACACCAGCAACAAUUAGUUGCAGCAGCAGGCCUUGGAUUACCUGGUUUACCAACAUCAAGAUUUUCCUCUUCAAGUCCACCCCCUGGUCUUGGAGGAUUAACGAGUUAUCAUGGAACUGGAUCAUCAAAUCAACGAGAUAACAAUUCAAACGGUGAUCUAAAUGGAGAAAUAAAUCCGAUUGCUGCUUAUUUACUGCAAUUAUCCCAACAACAACAGCAGCAACAACAACAACAGCAACAGCAACGUCAACGAGAUCAUCAACAAUCAGGAAAUCAACAAUUAACUCAAAAUCAUAAUCAAUCAAAUAAUAACAACUCAUCAACCUCAUCACAUAACAACAAUAAUAACAAUUCAAGUAACAAUGGUAAUCAUCAUAACAGCAACAACUCAUCAACACCAACACUUACAACUGGAUCAGCACUUAAUUUAAGUUCUCGAAGUGCUAAUGGUUCAGGUAUUACUACAGUUAUCGGUAGUCCAAUCGAUGAUAACGAUAAUAAUAAUAACACAAAUAAUAACAAUAAUAAUAAUACAAGUUCGAGAAAUAGUUCUAAUCGUAGUUCGAGUUAUCAUCAUAACUCAAAGGAAUCACGAAGUGGAUCUCAUGGUUUACUGACCAUAAGUACUGUUAAUAGUAACAGUAUUAAUAAUCAUUCAUCAUCCUCAUCUUCUGGUAAUCAUCAUCAUCGAGACAGCAACAAUUCAUUAAGUAUUAGUACAAUUAACAAUACAACAAUUAGUAAUUCACAUUCAACCAAUAAUAAUAAUAAUCGUUUAUCAUCAUCAUCAUCUCGUCAUCAUCGUAAUAACCAUUUAAAUAACAACAGCAAUUUAAACCUUUCAGGUAGAGGAGGAAGAGGAAGACGAAGUGGUCAUCGUGAUGAAGAUGAAGAUGAAGACGAGGAUGAAGAGGAUGAUGAAUCAACUGAUGAAGAAGAUGAUGAAGAUGAUAUCAAUUCAAAUGCUAGUAAUAGUAAUCAUAGUGAUAAUCCAGUCAGUAGCAGUUUCAAUGGUUUAACAUCAUCAUCAAUACGUGUCAUACCCACCGAUGGGACAAUAUCAACUCCCAAUCACAAUACGUCAUCGGGAUCACCGAUUCCGAUACCAAUUGCAGUGGCCACUCAUUCAACGGUUCCAAUGGGACUUUUAACUGGUGGUGUCAGUGUCGGUGGUGGGUCAACCUCAAUCAUGGCUACAGGAGGUGCAACCCUUUCAUCAUCUUCUGGGUCAACCCACCUUUCAUCAUCUCACCAUCACCACCACCAUAAUAAUAGUAAUAAUAAUAAUAAUAAUAAUAAUCAACAAUCAUCUUCAUCACUACCUCAACCUGAACACUGUCUUGAAACACUUUUACGUAACAUUGAAGGGCUUUUGGCAAUAGCGGCACAUAAUGCAAGGCAACAGCAAAGUCAAUUAAAUCAACAGAAAGCUGAAUUAAAAGCUGAACUUGGAGCUGUAGUUGAACGGGAACGUGAAGCAAAGGAUCAACUUGAAAGACAAUUAAAUGAAGAGUCCAAAAUUAGAUUGUUAUAUCAAAAGCGAUACAAGAAAGAGAAACGAUAUCGUCGCAAGAUUGAAAAUGAUCUUGAACAAUUACAACAACAACAGCAACAAUUAAAUCAACAACAUGAACAACAACAGCAGAAAAAAUCAUCAUCAUCAUCAUCUACCUCUUCAUCGUCUUCACAAUUAUCACCAACCUUACGACACUCAUCAUCUUCCAACAAUCAACAACCAAAUCAACAACAAUCAUCAUCAUCACCGACAACAAAAGCAACAACAACUCUCACAGCAACAAUAACACCACCAUCGUCAACAUCAUCAUCAUUAACAACAACAACAACAGUCCCCACAACAACAAAUCGCUCAUCACCAACAUCAGCUGAUCAUGAGGUCAGUUCCAAACAACAACAACAACAACAUGGGUCAAGAAGGUCAACUUCAAGAUCACCACCAAACUCACCACUAGAACCCGGAAGUAGAAACACAUCACCAAUGAGCCAUCAAGACAUUAAAACCAACGAUUCUUCCGGUGGUGAUUUAUCAGAUAGAGAUUAA
Panonychus citri (citrus red mite) is the source of this 3533-nucleotide messenger RNA. Its product is annotated as myb-like protein D. NCBI's taxonomy places the organism in Eukaryota, Metazoa, Arthropoda, Arachnida, Trombidiformes, Tetranychidae. The record is from RefSeq and is a predicted model, not a curated record.